UCAUCGCUAGUGAAUCCGCUACGACGAAACGUCGUGGUGCUAUGAUUGCUGCUGUCUUUGCUAUGCAAGGAUUUGGAAUCUUAUCAGCUGCUAUAAUUUCAACUAUAGUUGUGGCUGCUUUUCAUAAUGCCAUCUCCCCAACUAAUUAUGCAAAUAUUGAUUACAUAUGGAGAAUCGUCACCGGUUGUGGUGCUAUUCCUGCUUGUGUCGCUCUUUAUUACCGACUUACUAUACCUGAGAGUCCACGUUAUACUAUGGAUAUUGAACGUAAUGUCGAUCAAGCUUCAACAGAUAUCUCCACUUCAUUAGUGUCUAAUAAAUACAAACCUCGUGAUCAGAAUGUUGUCGUUAAAGUUGAUGCUCCAGAAUUUAGCGUCAAUGAUUUCUUUUCUCAUUUUGGUCAAUGGAAAAAUGGAAAAGUUUUAUUCGGCACUGCUUUUACAUGGUUCGUUUUAGAUAUAGCUUUUUAUGGUGUCGGUCUUAAUAAUAAUAUUAUCUUGCAAAAUAUUGGUUUUCUUGGUGAUGGUAAAGAUCCUUUUGAAACGUUAUUUAAAGCUUCUAUUGGUAAUAUUAUCAUCGCAUUGUUGGGUACUGUACCUGGUUACUGGAUUACUGUAUUCACCAUUGAUAUUUGGGGUCGACGUCCAAUUCAACUUAUGGGUUUUGCUGUAAAUACCAUACUAUUCAUUGUCCUCGGAGCUGCAUAUUGGCAAAUCAGAUCUAUUUCUUGGCUUUUUAUCUUAAUAUUUACAUUAGUUCAACUCUUCUUUAAUUUUGGUCCCAACGUUACUACUUUCGUUGUGCCUGGUGAAGUAUUUCCAACUCGUUACCGUUCGACUGGUCAUGGAAUAAGUGCUGCAUCUGGUAAAUUAGGUGCAAUCAUUUCACAAGUUGGAUUUUUCAAAUUGAAAGACCUUGGAGGGGCUCCCGAUUCACUUGCUUUCAUAAACUGGUUAUUCGUGAUCUUCGCCGUUGUUAUGUUUUCUGGUAUGGUUGUCACUUACUUUUGUAUACCUGAGACAAAAGAUCUCUCAUUGGAAGUCUUGUCAAAUGAAGAUCAAGAAGGCUUUGUUAGAGGUGCACACAGAAUCGAAAGGUCUCCACCACCUAAAAUUCAAGGCUGGCCAAAAAAAAAAGUUGAUCACAAUAUUAUUAAACAAAAUUAUGAAAUCUAA
Messenger RNA from Dentiscutata erythropus, 1175 nucleotides. Lineage: Eukaryota; Fungi; Glomeromycota; Glomeromycetes; Diversisporales; Gigasporaceae. The record is from the annotation of a GenBank genome assembly.